Contarinia nasturtii (swede midge) is the source of this 528-nucleotide messenger RNA. RefSeq names its product prisilkin-39-like. NCBI's taxonomy places the organism in Eukaryota, Metazoa, Arthropoda, Insecta, Diptera, Cecidomyiidae. Bases 122 to 496 code for a protein of 124 amino acids. The transcript is spliced from 2 exons. The record is from RefSeq and is a predicted model, not a curated record.
UAAUAUUCUGAUCAUUUGUGAAGUGAUUGUGAUUUAAAACGAACGAUUAAAGACUGAACACUCGACAAUUUUAUCACAUUGAAUUAUUUAGAACGGUGUAUUCCCGGAGAAAUUGAACAAAAUGUUUUUGAAGAUAAUUUUGAGUUUGCUGGUGACCGGUGCAGUUUUAGCGGAAAGUGUACAACAAUUUUAUAGCCAAUCUCAAACAUAUAAUCCAUAUUCAUAUUUGAGCGGCUAUAACACUGAUGGACUUUAUUCGGGAUAUAAUACACAGGGUGGACUUUAUUCGGGAUACGGCUAUAAUGCAUACGGAUUGGGAAACUAUGGUGGAGUUGGAAGUAGUUAUCCCUAUUAUUCAAGCUAUUAUCCGUAUCCAACAUCCUCGUAUGCUGUUUACAAUCCAUAUAACUACAAUACAAAUAACCAAAUGCCCAACACAAAUGCAUACAGUGGUUCUGGUGGCUGGAAUGGAUUAGUAUUUGGAGGCAAAAAGUAAACAAAUCGCUUGAACAACUGCACAGUUUUUCU